Penicillium manginii is the source of this 2112-nucleotide messenger RNA. RefSeq lists its product as uncharacterized. NCBI's taxonomy places the organism in Eukaryota, Fungi, Ascomycota, Eurotiomycetes, Eurotiales, Aspergillaceae. The coding region runs from base 1 to 2112 and encodes 703 amino acids. The transcript has a single exon. The record is from RefSeq and is a predicted model, not a curated record.
AUGUCCGACAACAACGCCCACCCUGGGGUCCGUAGCCUACUGGCCAAAUUCGAAACCGGUGAUAGCCCUAUCACCUCGCCUCCGUCGCGUGGAAGAACACCUGUGCCUUCGGAUACUCCAGGAUCCUCUGGAACGCGUCCACUUUCUCGCGUCCGCGCCAGCUUCGUGACCGUCGAGGGCGCUAUCCAGUCGAAUUCAGGUUCGCCAUUGCGAAAGACUAGUGGACGGAGUGACAGCCCUGGAAUCUUUGGACCUAAGAUCAACCAGGAAGAGGUGGAAGCACGUCGACAGAACGUGAUUUCCCCAACACCCGACGGGAAUAACAACAACGGCCAAGACAGCAUCAUGGACCGGACUGUCAAUGGAAUCCAGGAAAGAACCGCGGCUUUAAGCCUAGACGGAAAUGUUGGUGCUAACGAGCAGCCUUCAUCUCGGGUUGUCAGCACGUCUUCCGUGGAGUCUGCAUCGUCGAAGAAAGAGGAGCUUGCUGCACCCACGCCUGUGCCUGCGGCUACUUCUAGCCCCGCGGCACAGUCAGAGAAGCCGGCACCAAAGACAGUGACUAAGAAGCCAUCGAAUGUUCACGCCACAAGAACUACCGCACCGAAUAAGCCCGCCCCGGCCGCAGCAUCAACCGCCGCGAAACCCACGACCAGUGCUACUGCGAAGCCCACUUCGGCGCGCGAGCUAGCAAAGGAACGAUCGAACGCAAUUGCCCACAAGUCAAGCCGGGCCUCACUCAACCCGGCUACCAAGACCGCUGUGCGAACAGCUCGCGGUACAACCCCCUCUCAAGACGGCCCUAAGACAUCGACUACCACCGCACCAAGCAGCAAGCCUCGAUCGAAAUCACCUACCAGGCCCGCUCGACUACCAUCCUCUGCGACUGCAUCAACCGCGUCGUCUUCUGGUAGAUUGGGUGCCGUGGGUCCUUCAAACGGACGCACCACGACCACUGCUUCAACCCUCACACGCAAGCCAUCAUCCCUCAAGAGUGCGGUCAAUGCACCCCCAGCGCGGGGAUCUGCUACUUCGAGCGUUCGGAGACAGUCGUCUCGACCCUCCCUUGCUGCGCAACCAGCACAAGAGCGCCCGAGCUCUCGUACUAGUGACCACAGCUCCAAGCCCGUCAAUGAAGGAUUCUUGGCCAGGAUGAUGCGCCCGACAGCCAGCUCGGCCAGUAAGACACAUGAUCGUCCCGAGGCUAAGAGCCCGCCAAAGAGCAAAACUGCUCCAUCCAAGACCACUACCCGACGAGUCUCAGGUCAUGGUACGGUCCAGCCCAAGGCCCAACCCGCACCUCUUCGUCCCCGGAGCGAGAAGUCUCAGCCUUCUCCUAAGGAGACUCCUGCUCCUUCAAAAGACGAGGUGAAACCUGCUGAGAAGAGACAGGAUAUUGAAAGCGAGAAGGAGAAUGUGGACUCUGUUGCUCCCAAGGUCGAAGAACCAGCUGUGGAAGCACAGGACACUAUCGUCGAGCAACCUGAGCUCGAAACUCCAUUGGAAGAAGUCAUCAAGAAGGCCGAACCCGUCGAACAAAAAGAAAUUGAAGUUCCCGCUGAAGUUGUUCCUGAGCCCGAGCUUGUCGCAGAGCCCACAACCACCCAGGAGAACGUCACAAAUGCCACCCUUGAAGCUCCCGUUGAGGCUCCCGCUCCCGUAACGAUCAAGGAGGAUCCAAUUGUUGAAUCUGAGACAGAGGCAACAGCCAUCGAAGAAAGCCAGCUCGAGGCCGAGGUGAACACCAACGGUGCUAUAGAGACUUCUAAGGUGCAUGCCAAGGAAUCUAUCGAGGAUAUCACCGAGCCUAUUGUUCAGCCUGCUGCCGACAAUGAGACCGAUGCCGUUGAGCUGGAUUCCUCGAAUCCCAAGGCCGAGGUCUCUGAUGUCCAUGAGGUCCCCGAGCCCACUGAAGCACCUGUCCAGGUUGGCGAAGAUGUUUCCGAUCCCACCAAGGGUGUGGUCGUGUCGGAGCUCACAUCUCAAUCUAUCGAUGAGACACCCGCCAAGGAUUCCCUAGCAACCCUUGAGCCUACUGCUCCCGCCGAGGAACCUAUCACCCAGGCUAAGUCGGACACCGUCGAUAUCGACUUUGCCAACCAAUUGAGUUAG